Molecule: messenger RNA, 645 nt
Organism: Abrus precatorius (Indian licorice)
Lineage: Eukaryota; Viridiplantae; Streptophyta; Magnoliopsida; Fabales; Fabaceae
Product: protein kish-like
Exons: 4
Coding region: 196-408 (70 amino acids)
Biological process (GO): protein secretion; intracellular transport
Source: RefSeq, a predicted model, not a curated record
GACGGUGGUCUAAUCGGCGACUUCAGCUGAUCCCCUUGCUACAGCCUACGGCGUGCAUUGCAACACAGGAGACGCAAAUGCAAGUCACUGGCGCUGUAGCCAAGGAAAUGCUGCCAUAAACCCUUAAUUCCUCGCAGAUCCAAUCUAACCCAACUCCAUUAUUCCAACACAACAAGCUACGUUACAGUCCCAGACAUGUCAGCUCUUUUCAAUUUCCACUCGUUUCUGACGGUGGUUCUGCUCGUGAUUUGUACCUGCACUUUUCUCAAGAUACAGUUCCCCGCCAUCCUCGAACACAAAACUGGGUUUCGAGGAUUCUUUUGGAAGGCUGCUAGAAUAGGCGAACGUUUAAGCCCUUGGGUGGCUGUGGGAUGUUUUACAAUGGGCGUGUCAAUUCUGUUCUUCUGAAAAGGGUCUACUUUGCAAAAUUUGGAGCGGUUCUAUUGUUUUGUUUAUCAGCCUGGGCUCCCAUUAGUUAUGCGAUGAUCGCUGAACGUCCCUUUUACUUAAAAUAGUCUCAGCUUAGUGCAUUUUAGUUCAGGACUCUAGCUUACUUUGCGGAAACGAUCUUUCUUCUUUUUUGUCAGCUUUUUAAGAAAGCUUUUGAAAAAAAAAUUGUAUUUACUUAAAUAUAAUUAAAUCUAA